CCGGCUGCCACGGAAGUCGUCGGCCCUCCGCCUGACUCGCGUUCACUCCACACCGGCAGCUGGCACGCAGAGCACUCCUCGCUACACCUCCAGCCACUCCCUAAACCAUCCACCAUGAUCAACCUGGGUGAUGUCUUCCCAAAUUUCUCCGCUGACAGUACUGAUGGGCCAAUAAAGCUGCAUUCUUACCUCGGGGACAAAUGGGGCAUCAUCUUCUCCCACCCAUCAGACUACACUCCAGUGUGCACCACAGAGCUGGGCACUGUGGCCAAGAUGAUGCCAGAAUUCACCAAGAGGAAUGUGAAGGUGAUGGCUAUCUCCUGUGACUCAGUGGAGGACCAUUUGGGCUGGAUCAAGGAUGUUCAAGCUUACAACAACCUGACUGGUGACUUCCCAUACCCCAUCAUUGCUGACCCUGACCGUGACCUGGCUGUAACUCUUGGCAUGAUUGACCCAGAUGAGAAGACUGCCUCAGGCAUGCCACUGACUUGCCGUGCUGUUUUCAUUGUUGGUCCUGACAAGAAGCUCAAGCUGUCCAUCUUGUACCCUGCUACCACUGGACGCAAUUUUAAUGAGAUUCUGCGAGUGAUUGACUCUCUCCAGCUGACAUCCGACAAGAAAGUUGCCACUCCCUCUGGCUGGUGCAAUGGUGACAACUGCAUGGUGCUGCCCUCCAUCUCCCCUGAUGAGGCCAAGAAGAUGUUCCCAGAGCACAAGGUAGUCCAGGUGCCUUCUGGAAAGGAGUACAUCCGCACAACUCCUCAGCCACAGUAAACUGUCUUGUGUGAGGCUGUAAUGCCAUCUUUCAAGGCUUAUAAGCUUGGGCAUGUGUUAGAGAGAUAUUUGAUAUCCAUUAAGACACAUUUUCAGACAAGGUAAUAAUCAAGGAAGAUAAUUGUGAAUUUCAAAUUGAUCAUAUCCUUGUGAAUGGUGCUUUGCAAAAUGAUUAGCUGUAAAGGUGUUAAUUCAUUCUUAUAAUUAAAUUUAAUAUUGCUAUUUUUAUAGUUAUUAUGAAUUUAUAACUAUGUCUAGAUGUAGAUGAACAGAGAAAAGAAAUGCAUGUUACUAAAGCAUCUAGAAAGGAAAACCAAUACAAAGUGCCUUGUAUUUUAAGUGCAUUCCAUUUUUACUAUUAAAAUGCUUAAAACUGAA
Messenger RNA from Portunus trituberculatus (swimming crab), 1152 nucleotides. Its product is annotated as peroxiredoxin-6-like. Gene Ontology annotation, cellular component: mitochondrion; cytosol. Gene Ontology annotation, biological process: cell redox homeostasis; cellular oxidant detoxification. The record is from RefSeq and is a predicted model, not a curated record. The coding region runs from base 115 to 774 and encodes 219 amino acids. Lineage: Eukaryota; Metazoa; Arthropoda; Malacostraca; Decapoda; Portunidae. The transcript is spliced from 4 exons. Gene Ontology annotation, molecular function: peroxiredoxin activity.